ACGUCCAACACAUGACUAUUUGCGGUUUUUAAACCUGUUUUAUUUGGAAGUGUCUAUGUCAAGAAUAUGGCACAUCCUGCGUGUGGAAAAAAGCUUACAGAUCGUAUUAAUUUUGGAAUAGCACUCGAAGGAGUACCGGACAAUUUGGCACCAUUCGUUCAUGAUUCCACAAGAAAACGCCAAGGAAUCGAAGAAGCUUUAAAACAAGCUGAUGGAUCGAGUGAAACAGUUGUGAACACUCUGAGGGAAUAUGUUGUUAUGAACACCACAUUAAAAAGCAUACUACAGAAAGUCAAAAGUUUCUCUCGACUCAGAUUUAAGUGGUCUAACAUUAUGGAUGAUGAUGAAAAAACUGUAUCCAGUAAUGUAGAUGAAGAUAUGGCAUCCAUGAUGUUAGCAGCUGGAAUAUGGCACAUAGAGCAUGCUCAUCUUGUCAAUGGGAGCAUUACAAAUGAAGAUGAAGAUGAAGAGAAAAUGAAACAAAGCCUGAAUUCCCUAAAGACAGCAGCAAGUAUAUUUGAGACUGCAAAAUCCUGGGCAAGUCUGAUCCAAGGAAGCAAAGAUCUUACUGUUCCAAUACUGAGUGCAUUAUAUCUUCAGUCACUUGCUGAGGGACAGACUGUCACCAUCAGAAGAGCUGUCAGUAAAGACCACAAGGCUUCCCUCAUCAGUGAACUCUGUCAUGAUGUAUCACAGAAGUAUACUGCUGCAGCUGGAGAAGUUGAUGCUUCACAUCAUGAGGGACAAAAAUGGUCGACAUACUUAAGGUUUCAAGGUGAGACAUACAUGGCAUUGGCAAGAUGUUACCAGGGUGUUCAUCUGUUGGAGACUGAAGAAAAGUGUGGCGACUCUAUUGUGGUGUUAGGUGAGGGAUUCAAACACUUAAGUCAAGCCACUCAUCUUUCUAAAGAAUAUGAUAAAAUUAAACCAAAGACCAAACUUCACUUGGCUGAAUCUGCACAAUUUGAAAAGGUAAAAAAGGUGUUAAAUGAAAAGAAAGCAAAGAGUGAUAGAGAAAAUAACUUGAUAUAUCACCAGAAAUUGCCUGAGGAAUGCCCACCUCCCUUGGAUCCUAAAUGCGUGGUCCACGUGACUGCUCUUGAACUACCAUCUGGAGAGGAUCACACUCUAACCGUCUUGGAGACCUCAGACGUAGCUCAAUCCGAAGGAGAGGUGGAGGCGGGCGCGCUGGAUGCAGAUGGUAAAUCGUCUCCGAGACAAUCGCAAGAAAAAACAGCCACAAGUAAUUACACAGAAGAUAGCAAAGAUGAUGACGAUAUGAACUCGCCAUGCGCAUGUCAGAGAUGGCUUUUUACCACCUUACUCAUGCCAAUAUUUGCUGUUUUAUCAGUUAUUGGAUUCGUUCUUGUUGUUUUACUCAUGCCGUUUCGUUUAUGUUGUCCUCAAGGUGGAGUUUACACCAAUGUUGUAACAUUUAUAUUUGAAGUAUUUAUAAUGGCUCCCUGUCUCGCAUGCAAGUGGGCAAGAGGUAAAAGAACACCGCAAGCUAACUCUGCCUCGAAAAAGCCUCGCUAUGGUGGAACAGAUGAUUUGGAGCUUGGCGACAAAUGACGAACGCUGCAGUACGUUUUCUGCGAAAUUAAAUCUACGAACAUGUCUAAUUUUCGCUUCCUGCAAAUUUUUUUCAGGCCGCAAUACCAAAGGGAGGGUUCUGAAGGAGAAAAUUAAUCCUUUACACCCUAACAUCAGUAUGCAUAUUCUCCAAUCUUUUUUUUUUGUCGUUUUCUAAGGUGAUGACAAGGAGAAUUUGUUUAACAAUCAAGGGCUUCUUCGGUUGAUCACCAUUUAUUUUAUUGUUGUGAUCUUUAUGUUUGAUUCAGGGCUGAUUUUGUACGGAGAAAUCAGAUGCAAGGUACCCUUAGGGUGAAAAGGGUUAGUGGAGACGUGGGACUUGUCCACUCUACGUGAGGAAAAUGGAAUGGGUAGCUCUUCUUUUUCUUUACCACGGGAAUGCUUUCUCAUGCGCUAGUGUCCUUUGCAACUGAAUUACCCCUCUACAAUGCAAGUAAAGUCAGAUAAAAGAUCUAUUUUAUUUCACCAAAUUGUGCCUUGCCACUGAAACAAUCAGAACGGGUCGUCAUUAAUAUUUUUAACCUACUCUGUGCCACAGCAUUGUUUACGGAAGAGGUUCUUAAAUCAGGGUUGGGAGACACGAAGGGCACCCAGCACUUCUGGAAGCACGUCCUUAAUCGACAAACAUAAAAUACAUGAAGUGAGCAAGUUACCAAUAAGUCUGCCCGCCAUCAGCCCUUCCCUUCUGGCCUGAAAUCUAUUAAGUAAUGAAACUAACACAGAAACAGUACCCUUCCUGGGUGUGCAGAGGGGAUUGGUGUGAAGUGACAACUAACAAAAAUGUCCCCUUCGCAUCGUAUGCUAAAAUGGUUGAAAAAAGUGAAACAAUUGCUCUGAAAAACUUUGAAGAAACGCCAAGGAAACCGGCAAUGUAAUCCCGUACCAGGUACUUGACGAGCUAACUGAAGCAGAGUAGUGUGUUACAGUGACAGGGCAUGGCCCAAGGGACCCUUUCCUCCACCAAAAAAGAUUUGUUCUCAUUGCUCCUUCAUUAACACUAUUAAAGAGGAUCUUUGCGGAGGCGAGAGAGAGAAAGGGUUGAUCGCUUGCUUAAAUGUAAUUGUAUUGUUCAGCUUGCACAAAUUUUUGCACUUUUUAAGUCAACGUGGGUCGCAAGUCGCGCGCGCGGUGGGCCAAUGCACGUUCUACUAACGUGUGAUCUCCAGUUGUCACUGCUCACCAACGAAACGCUCACAAGAAAAACCCAACAAACAAACAACAGCUGCAAAUUCGCGCUUCUUCUGUAGGUCAUAUGAUGUCAAUGAGUAGAAAAAUAUUGUUACAUGAUGCCUCACUUCCUUUUCACAUUUAAAAUCCUUAGCAAGAGGCUGCAUUAUUUUGAAAAUCCACCUUUAGAGAAUCAAAUACAUAUGUUAAUCCGAGAAACGGGACAUAUCCGUAUCAAGACCCAAAAAUAUUUUUGAAUACAAGGUAAAUUUUCGUUUUUUUAUUUAUUAAAAAUUAAACUGGUACUUAUGUUAUUAAGUUACGUCUGAAGACUCAGAUUGAG
This is a messenger RNA of Pocillopora verrucosa, 3103 nucleotides long. The record is from RefSeq and is a predicted model, not a curated record. NCBI's taxonomy places the organism in Eukaryota, Metazoa, Cnidaria, Anthozoa, Scleractinia, Pocilloporidae.